This is a messenger RNA of Wallemia mellicola CBS 633.66, 842 nucleotides long. RefSeq lists its product as hypothetical. Gene Ontology annotation, cellular component: cytoplasm; nucleus. Gene Ontology annotation, molecular function: protein binding. Bases 42 to 842 code for a protein of 266 amino acids. Lineage: Eukaryota; Fungi; Basidiomycota; Wallemiomycetes; Wallemiales; Wallemiaceae. Gene Ontology annotation, biological process: proteasome-mediated ubiquitin-dependent protein catabolic process. The transcript is spliced from 2 exons. The record is from RefSeq and is a predicted model, not a curated record.
AAAAUGAUGGUGAGAAUAAGUUUAAUAACGACUAUCAGUCAAUGCUAAAUUAUAACUUCUUUUAUAAGCCUAUAAACCAACAAUCUAACAGUAUAUCUAAUGAAACUUGGUCUAAUAAGCUAAAUCAGCUUAGUUUGAGUAAAACUCACUUAAAUAAACUAGUACUCGACUAUCUGGUCAUCGAAGGCUAUACGGACGCAGCCAACAACUUUGCAAAAGAAACUGGAUUAGAUAUGACGAAAUCUGAUAUAGAUUCUAUCAAUGAGAGAAGGGACGUUAAAGAUUACAUAACUAUUGGUGAUAUACACAAUGCUAUCAGUACGAUAAAUGAAAUAAAUCCAGAUAUACUUGAUCAGAAUACUGAGCUUUACUUUAAUUUGCAAUUGCAACAACUAAUUGAAUAUAUACGACAUAAAGAAAUUAAUCAAGCGCUUGAAUUUGCUCAAACAACCUUAUCACAAAUCGCUAUAACGAUUCCUUCACUUUUACCUUCGCUUGAGUCAGCUUUGACUUUGCUAGCAUUCAAUAGUCCGGAUAAUGAACAGUACGCUCAAGCGAAGGAUGCACCGGGAAAUAUCAGACAGCUGCUGAGUCAAAGUCAACGCGAAAGAGUAGCAAAUCAAGUGAAUACAGUCAUUUUAGAAGAUCAAAUGCAUAGUAAAGAACCUAAAUUAGCUGGUAUUUGUAAGUUGUUAUCUUGGGGUGAAGACGCACUCUCUUCUAGAGUCAGCUUCCCUAGGUAUCAACCACCAUUACACAAACACGGCAAAAGCAAUCAGCAAAAUGACAGAGAUAUGGAUGCUAACAAGUAUGGUCAAUUUGAUCAACAAAUGCUCACGUAA